Messenger RNA from Alosa alosa (allis shad), 2392 nucleotides. It is a transcript of the gene lpxn, whose product is annotated as leupaxin. Bases 96 to 1322 code for a protein of 408 amino acids. Gene Ontology annotation, biological process: actin cytoskeleton organization; muscle structure development. NCBI's taxonomy places the organism in Eukaryota, Metazoa, Chordata, Actinopteri, Clupeiformes, Clupeidae. The record is from RefSeq and is a predicted model, not a curated record. Gene Ontology annotation, cellular component: stress fiber; adherens junction; Z disc. Gene Ontology annotation, molecular function: muscle alpha-actinin binding; actin binding. The transcript is spliced from 9 exons.
UCAAGUCACAGCUACAAAGUGCACACAAGCACGUAGGCUACUGUACAGCCUACACAUACAUAGCCAACAUAGCAACCAUCAAAUAAUCUCUGAACAUGGAUGAGUUAGAUUUACUCCUUGAAGAAUUGGCUCAGACCUCUGACAAAAGUACAAUUGCCCCUGGAGCAGUUGUUAAGACGACAGUGGUGUCUACGAACACAGAAACAAGGAACAGUGGAUAUGGGAUUCCAACACCAGCUCACACAAGAACAGGACAGCCCUCUGCCAGCAAUGUUUACAGUAAACCAUCAGCUCAAGGGGCCAGUGAACCAAUGAGUCCAGCUACAGCCACCCGAGAGCUGGACUCCAUCAUGAAAGAGCUGCUGGGACUGGAUCUGGAGGUCCCAGAAACAGGGUCUCCAUCAGCCCCACCACCUCUCGCUCAGAAAGAGAGACGGAGUGUGAAAGAUAAGACAGAGAGGAGUGUGGAAGUAUCGGUCGACACGUCAAAGUCACCUGAGACAUGCACAGACGUAGCCAAGCCAAAGAAGACUGAUGCCAUUGAUGAUCUUCUGGGGGGCCUCAGCUCCGACAUGGAGAAGAUGGGGGUUCGCACCACUGCCAAGGGCCACUGUGCUUCCUGUGGCAAGUGCAUUGUUGGAAAGAUGAUUACGGCUCUGGGGCAGGUGUGGCAUCCUGAGCACUUUGUGUGCUUCGAGUGUAAACAGGAGCUGGGCACAACAGGUUUCUUUGAGAGAGAUGGCAAACCCUACUGCGAGAAAGACUACCAGGACAUCUACUCACCCAAAUGUGCCUACUGCAAAGGCGCCAUUGUGCAUAACAUCCUGACUGCUAUGGAUCGUACCUGGCACCCAGAACACUUCUUCUGUACCCACUGUGGAGAGGUGUUUGGAACAGAUGGGUUCAUGGAGAAGGAGGGGAAGCCGUACUGCACCAAAGACUUCUAUCAGCUCUUUGCACCCAAGUGCUCUGGCUGCAGCCUUCCGGUGAAGGAGAACUACCUGACAGCCGCCAAUGGCGUGUGGCACCCGGACUGCUUUGUCUGUGCCGACUGUUUGCAGCCUUUCAAUGAUGGGUGUUUCCUUGACAUGGACGGUCGCCCCUUGUGCUCCCUGGACUUCCACAAGCGGCAGGGGACGCUCUGCGGGAGCUGUGGAGCUCCCAUCACCGGCCGCCUCAUCGCCGCCAUGGGCCACAAAUUCCACCCCGAGCACUUUGUCUGCGCCUUCUGCCUCCGGCAGCUCAGUCAGGGUGUGUUCCAGGAGCAGGAGGGCAAGCCGUACUGCAAGGGUUGCCACGGGAAACUGUUCAUGACAAAGUGACACAGUGCUGUUUUUAUACCCACAGGAAAUCAGUUGGGUUUGGUUAAGUUGAUGUUUGAGUUUGAUGUUGAGCUGAACUUGAGUUUCAACAAACCAUCUGGUCUCUUUGUAGAUUGACUGUCGAAGUAAAGUUUCAUCAAUCCUGUAGGCAUUGUGUUCUAUGGAUGGGAGAGGAUUUUGAUUCUGCAAUAUUCUCCUUUUAAUGAUUCUGGCUGGAUUUUCUUUUACUUUUUGGAUACUAUAGCUAUAGCUACUCUAAAUCAAAUUACACCAGAUAAACUGCUUGCUGCUAAUGUAUAGUACAAAAGACACAUAGUGCUAAAAUCACCAACAUGGAAGCAUAGUAGCCUAAUAAUAAAUGUAAUAAAGGAUUGUAAAGUUACACUAGUCAUUAAUUUCCCCUUUUAUUGUUUUUCAUUAUUGGUUUAGCCUAUAACAAACCAACAGAGAGGACUAAAGGACAGCCAGAACACAUGACUCUUUUCCCUCAGCUACCACUGCUGCUGGUGCUCUUCGGCUCUUAUUAUUUCUGCUACCACAAUCACUAGGCCUACUACAUGUUACGAGCGCAAGAGAAACAAAAAAUGCAGAGGUAAUAGCAUUGAUGUCAUGACAAUUAGAUUGCCUUCAGACGUCCUGUGCCUGUCCAGUUUGUCCACUUGGCGUGCGGUGCACUGAUCUAAAGAAUUUUUUAGAUAUCAGUGGUGGGGAGUCCCACGGCAUUCCGACUGCAGUUCAUCAUAAGCCUUGCUGUAUAGCCCUGACAGCUCUCUCUGGCACUCGGUGACUUGUAAUCCACCAGGCCACGGCCACGCCAGGGUCUCUAGUGCCGGGCGAACCACCCCAUCAAGAUGACAGCAGGAAUUAGAGGGCAAUUUGCCUCUGCACUUUCAAUUAUCUAGUCUGCCGGACAAAUUUCAGGCUGCCGGAGAUGUGGCCAAAUGUGCAAACAGCAAUCAGGAAACAGCCUGCAGGUGUUUUGAUUAAACACAUUUAAUGAGGCUGAGACAUUUAAGUGUGAGCUAUUGUUUCCUUGCCAUGUUGGAAUAAACCGAAAAUACUUCCCAAAA